Molecule: messenger RNA, 3027 nt
Organism: Hypanus sabinus (Atlantic stingray)
Lineage: Eukaryota; Metazoa; Chordata; Chondrichthyes; Myliobatiformes; Dasyatidae
Product: protein RIC-3-like
Exons: 6
Coding region: 1103-2149 (348 amino acids)
Biological process (GO): synaptic transmission, cholinergic; protein localization to cell surface
Cellular component (GO): neuron projection; neuronal cell body; intracellular membrane-bounded organelle
Source: RefSeq, a predicted model, not a curated record
CCCCUUUUGGUCAGGAGACAUUUAAGAGACAUUUUGACAGAUGCUUAAGUAGGCAAAAACAGAAAGUACAGUAUAUGGACCUAAUGUGGACAAAUGGCAUUGGUCUUUAGCUAUAAUAUUCUAUAGCUGAAUUCAACUUCUUAUUCUUCUCUCUUCUCAAUUCUUUCUAAUGCUGUGUUUUGUGUUUGUUUUGAUCUCUGCUGUGCUUGGGAUAUUAAUGUGCUUUGUGGCAAGGGAAAAAAUGUACAUGUGAGGACUUGUGAGAAGUACAACUUCAAUCUCAUCAACUAAAGAAUAGUUCGUCUUGUAGAACCAGAGCAUGAUUUUUAUGCUGUUACUAACUGGACUGCUUGCAACUCAUGAUUCUUUAAAAGAAAACAUGAACACGUUCAAAGUUUGUUUUUAAAUUCAUGCUCCAAUUUGCAUCUAAAAAUGUCACUUAUUAGUCUAUCUGCAAAGCAAUGCCUUACUAUCUUUACUUAUUCAAUUAUUUUCUUAUGCUGUCUUUAAUUUCAAAUUAAUUUUAAAUUAACUUUUAUCAUUUCUUACAUUCUGUUAUCAACAAAUGGUCUUUUCAAAUAAUAGAAUCCAUUCAGUGCAUAAUUUAAAUACCUAUUGUUGAAUCAGCCUAUAAAGAGAAAUAAGCCUCAAUUUUGCUAUAUGUUUAUAGUAUUUCCUCUAUACUAAUGGCAUCAAUCUAUGCUAUAACCUGUUUGCUGAUAUACUAACCUAUCUAAAGGAUAGUCUCAAACUGCACAAAGUUCUACAUAUUAGUAAAAUAUUGAAUCAGUCAAAUGGAAAAUUUGCCCAAUUAAAUAUCACAUAAAAUCUGCACUGUGCUACCUUUGUGCCUAAAAUGAUCCUUACUCUUUAAACAGAACACAAAGCCUUUGCUACAUAGACACCAAAUAAAACAGCAAAAAUAAACACAAAUCAAAAUUGGGCACAUUUGGAAUUUUUCAAUUAACACAGAGCAUCUCAAGAAAUUAGCUCAAUCUUGAUGUGUACCUUAUAAAGCAAAUAAACUGCAUUUGGUCUUAAAAGUUUCAGGAUAGAUUAACAGAGAUCAAAUUUAGCAGCUGAAUAAUUCACUUCAUAUUAAAUGGGAAGUCACUACUGCUGUCACAAAACACUGCAGCUCUGCCUUAAUGUGGGCAAUGUCAAGGCAAGAUCUAAUCGACCAUCUCCCAUGGCACAGCACCCAAUGGUCACAAAAUCCAAGCAGCAGUGGUCAGCACGUCCCCAUCUCCCCAAGUCCCACCAGACUGACUCGAUUGCCAAAGCAAAGGGUGGAAAUGGUGGAGGCGGUAACAAAGGCCUUAUGGCUCGGAUCAUACCUGUGUAUGGAUUUGGAUUGGUUAUAUACAUUUUGUACAUCCUCUUUAAGAUCUCGUCCAAAGGUAUCAGUCAAAAUCCUAAAACAGGAAAGAGAUGUGCAGGAAGCCAACUUGGAAGCAGGAAGUGUAAAAUUACUGAUUACGAACUGGCUCAGCUUCAAGCAAAACUGCAAGAGACUGAAGUGGCCAUGAAGCAAAUAGCAUCGAAAAUGGGAAAUGGAUCAGACAAGUUUACAAAUGAUACCAGUGAACAGGAAGAAAAUUUACUGAGACAAUUGAAUGAAAUCACCAGAGUCAUGAAAGAGCAGAAAUUCAUUGAAGGCAUUGGUCCUGAGGAAGAGACAGAGGAAUACCCUUGCAUGGAGCAAACUGAAGGUUAUCCUGAGGAGACGGCCCAAUCCAAAUGCAGUUGCCAGCAUGACUCUGAUUAUUCUGAGUCCAGUCAACUUUCUGGUGAGCAGGUGGAAGACAAAAUAGAACACAAAUGGUUGUCCAACAAAACUACAGAUGAUGAAAUAAGACAACGUCAAAAAUGCCAUGGAGUAAACCAUCAGAAGUGUGCACAAAUUGGCCCAGGUGUGAGUGCUGAUGAUAUUAAGGGGAAAGAUCUCCACUGUGAAGAUUCCAAGUAUCUUGUGUGUGAAAACGAUAACUCGGCUGUUACACCAAACAUCAGCUCUGAGAACGACUGCAAUGUGGGUGGCCAAAUUAGAGCUGAAUCUAGUCUGGACCAUCAUUGUGAACUACAGCCUGUAAUCAUGUACAAUAAUGAAGAUGUACUGCGAAAGCGCAACAAGAUGGCAAUAGAAUAACUAGUCUGAAAAUCAUCAUAAAGAUAAUUAAUCUUUGGAAUAUAUUAUUCAGACCAUAUCAGAUAUUUUAGCAUUGGGUACCUUCUCACAUUACUCUUGUCCUCUCCAUGACUGCUAGGUUUGUUUAGAUUACCACAAUUUAAAAAAAAAACUCACUUCUCUCUUUACAUUUUCACUGUCAAUGUCCCCUUCUCAUUAAUGGCAAAGUCUUCAUAAUGAUUGCUUAAAUGAGGAACAAAUUUGUAAUAUUUACACUCUUGGUAAAAAUUGCAACGUAAAGCAUGAAUGCACUGUGAACCCUGGCACCCUUCAUCUUCCAUCAGGUUUGCAGCUCCACCAACCAGCUGUUCUCUCACAUCCCAUCAGCUCCAACCAGCUACAUACUAGGAGCAAAAUAGUGAACCUAUAGACCCAUGUAUCUUUGAGGAAGGAAAUUAGAUCACAGGAGGGGGAUACAUAGUCAUGGGGAGAACUGCAAACUCUGUGCGGGCAGAUACUGUAUAUGGUCAGUUCCCUGGAACUGUGAGGCAGCAACAUCAAAACUGUUACUGUGCUGAUGUCCCACAUUACCCAAAUACCAUUCUGAAAAUAUCUUCAACCUUUUGUUAGUACAGAUAGAGCAGCAGCGUUUUUCUACAAGUGAUAUCUCAGCAAUUCAUCUGCUAACAGAUUCGACAGUCUGAAAGGGUUCCUUGCAAAAUCUGUCUGAGCUACAUCACUGUUGUCUGAUCACAAUCAAGAGAAAGUCCAUAGAUGUUGGAAAUCCAAGUACCACACAGAAUGUUGGAGGAACUCAGUAAGCCAGGCAGCAUCUAUGGAAAAGAGUACAGUUGACAUUUUGGGCUGAAACCGUCCAGGAGGACUGGAGAGAAAAAGAU